UGUUUUCAGUGACUAAAGUUCAUAACUAACUAUCCGUGCAUAAUUUUUUCUUAAACAGCCAAUGACAGGAGGUGCACAACUUAUCUUUUAGGACGUUAUAUUACUUGACCAAUAAGAAUUAGGCUAAGAUGUAUAUUAAUGUGUUUCUAAUUUUGCGUACGCAAUACAGUUUGAAGACCUCAACUUUGCUUUGCCGAUUCUAGUCGCAACAUAGCAACAACUUGAACAACUUCUUUAUAGCCUGCAAGUCAUUUUUUCAGUACAUAAGAAGCAAUGAUGAAUUUUGCAUUGACAACUGUACUCAUUCUGGCAUCCCUUGGCUCUGCUAAGGCUCUUCAAUGCUACUAUUACCCAUGCAAAAAUGGUACAGUUGAUCCUUCCUGCGGGAAAUUUGGAACACCUAUGCUUUGUUAUAUGAAUCAAGUUUGUGCGAAAUACGAUGCAGUUGACGGUAAGGUCUAUCGUGGUUGCAGGAAUUUAAAAAACGCACAAGAUAAUAACCAAUGCUUUGAUUAUAAUAAUGCCGAGUUGAAAAGGAUGUGCUUAUGCUCUACUAGUUUAUGCAAUAGUGCAUUGAAGAACAAUGUUGGUUUUUUCUUAGCCUUUGUUGCCUUUCUGGCCGCUAAGUUUUUGUAGAGCUACUGACAUCUCUUUAAUAUUACAGUGUUCUUUGUGUCAUUUUUGAAAGCACACGUGCUCUAUAUUUUGCAUGUUUCGAAAUUGACUUGUUUGGGACCGCUAUUGAAACACCUUUGACUAAUAGAACUGUCUCCUGUUUCCACUUGAAUAUUGCUUGUUUCAUUUUUACUGUGCUUUUGUAGUUAGCUAAAACUUAAUAGCAUAAUGUAAUCCACAUGUGUUUCUUAGAUAUAUAACUUCAUUACAAUAUCAUUAUAAUUACAGCUCCCAAUUAGUUUUAUUUGUUACUUAAUCCAUACUUAC
Molecule: messenger RNA, 942 nt
Organism: Anneissia japonica
Lineage: Eukaryota; Metazoa; Echinodermata; Crinoidea; Comatulida; Comatulidae
Exons: 4
Coding region: 274-636 (120 amino acids)
Source: RefSeq, a predicted model, not a curated record